AUGGUUUCCAAAUACGAUGCUUAUGUUGCAAUGGGACACUACGGAGUCAGCGAAACUUCAAUUUACACUGACUGCGUUGCCAGUUGUCAUUUUCUUCUGAUGGAUGGUCGUUAUAAUGGUAUUCCAUUUGCAUUUAUGGACCACAACUCCUUUCCCAUUACAGGAAAAAAUCCAUCAGAAGAUUUAAAAUUACUGUUAACGUCUCUUCUGUCGAAACUAACGAAAAAGCUACCAAAGCAUAAAAGAAAACAAUUUAGGAUCAAAAAAUUGAAAGAUUUACGCUUGUUGGUUGGUGGUGGUACCGUCAGUGGAACAAUUCAUGAACGAGAAGCAUAUUCCCUCUUAAGAAAUCCAAAUAAAUUUAUUCAUGAUCGUUUAAAAUUGAUCUUAGAAGACAAAUAUCUCUACUUGUUCAAUGAAUUGCAUCAUCGAACGGUCAUCAUCAACCCAGUGGUAUUUGAAACAUCUGAUGAUGAUGAUGAACAUGCUGCAGAAUAUGAUGGAAAAAAAAUUAUUGAAGAUCAUGGUCUCCGAGUUUAUUAUGAUUGUGAAUCAAAAAUUGGUUUUAUCUUUGUCCAGUGGGGAUGUGAAAUGGCUGAUGGAGAUUUAGCUUAUAUUAAAUUUCACAGUUUAUCUACAAAAGAAGAUGGUUAUCAAUGGACAUUAUUACAAGAUGAAAUUAAAAAAAUUAAAAAUAACAUUGAUACAAGCGAGGAAGAACUUCAACAACUUAAUAAUGCUUUGUCAUUAAUAUCAUCCAAUUCUUUUUAUAUUCCAUCGUCAUCAAUAAAAUCCAUUUUUUCAUAUGAAUCUACUGAUAAUGAUCAUGAAAAUGAUGGUAUUGUAAAAUUUAAAUUAGUUCGAUCGGAAAAAGAUUUAAGAAAUAAUGAUAUUGAUUUUCGACCUAAAUAUACUCCUCAAAUAUUUGUUCAAAAUGAAGCAUUUUUCCGAUAUUAUGGUGUACAAAUUCAUGUUUAUUAUUUAUCAGCAUCAAUUAGUUUUUAUUUAAAUGUUCAUUAUGACGAAAAAAUUAAUCCAAAAAGCGACCAACAAUUGAAACCUGAUGUUAUAAUUGCAUUAUUAAGUCAAUGGUUGCCAUCAGCAAUGACAACAGAUCUAGAAUUAUUUUUAUCGAAAUUAAAAACUGAAUAUGAAUAUUCACCAUUUGGUGAACAAUUAUUAGGCUAUGAAUUAACAGGACAUGAAUCUUCUUAUUUUAUUCAUCGUAUAAAUCAACAAAAUUUACCUAGUAAUUCAAAAUUCUUUGAUUGUGAAAUGUUAAUUUUACCACCUUAUCAACGAAAAGGUCAUGGACGACGUCUUUUAACAGCAAUUUAUGAAGAUUUACGAACAAAUUCACGUGUUCAAGACAUUACAGCUGAAGAUCCAUCAGAUGAAUUUGUUGCAUUACGUGAUCUUGUUUCACUUGAAUUAUGUCAUAAAUAUUUACCAGAUUUAUUUUCUAAAGAAUCAAUACUUAAAACUGAUCGUGUAGCAAAAGAAAUGAUUGAUAAAGCACGAGAAGUUUGUAAAUUAACUAAACAAGAAACACGACGUGUUCAUGAAAUGUGUCUUCUUCAAUCAAUUAAUCAUAAUGAUGAUAAACAAAUGAGACGAUUUCGUUUACUUGUUAAACAACGUCUUUUGGAAUUAUUAGAAUUUGAUCGACAUAAUAAGAUUGAAUUGGUUGAUGAACAGAAUCGAAAAAUUUAUAUAACUUAUCAAUAUGAAGUUGAUUUUGAACAUUAUAAGAACAUUCUUCAAUCAUAUCAUAAAUAUAUUACAUAA
This is a messenger RNA of Rotaria sp. Silwood2, 1788 nucleotides long. The record is from the annotation of a GenBank genome assembly. Lineage: Eukaryota; Metazoa; Rotifera; Eurotatoria; Philodinida; Philodinidae.